CCUGCCCGCGCAUCCGCACGCUGAGUUGCAGAAUGGGCCGGGCCCGUGUCACCGUCGGCCUAGCUCGCAGCUAAAGAUAGUCUCUGUGCCCUUGAGCGUUUGUGCGAGAUGCGGGCACGGUGCCUAUUGACCACAUCAGUCUGACAAUUGCCUGAACUAGGAGGACGUAGAUGUUGAGACUGUAUAAAAAGUCGAGAGGCUGAGCCGGAAAAGCAUCGAUUCAACAACUCAAUCCUCCUCUCAAUCUCCAAAAUGCCUUCCCUCUCCAGUCUCCUCAACUUUGUCUUGCUCGCCGUGAUUGCGUCCGCGGCUCCUUCACAGACCAACACCGCCAAGCGCGCCACCUGCACGGUGAACAGUGUCGCCAGCGCGUCAGGUCUGUCGAGCUGCACGGAUGUCGUGAUCGAGGCAUUCACUGUGCCCGCCGGCAAGACAAUCACGAUCGCGGCGGCCAGCGGUGCCACAGUCACCAUGAACGGCGACAUUACUUUCGCAAAGACCACCGUGAGCGGCCCGCUCAUCACGUUCAACACCCCGAACAUCAACUUCAAUGGCGGGAACCACCGCAUCGACGGAAACGGCGCUCUGUAUUGGGAUGGCCAAGGCACGAAUGGAGGCUCGUUCAAGCCCCAUCCUUUUGUCAAAUUCCAAGGCUACGGAACGUUCUCCUCGGUCACCGUGCUGAACUCGCCAGCCCAAGCGGUUUCGGUCGGCACCACGAGCAAGUCGACGAUCGAGCAAGUGACGGUCGACAACUCUGCUGGUGAUUCCCAGGGCCACAACACCGACGGAUUCGACAUCAGCGCGUCGGACGUGACAAUCACCAACAGCAAGGUGAUGAACCAGGACGACUGCGUCGCCGUUAACUCGGGCGACAGCGUGACGAUCGAGAGCACGACCUGCACGGGUGGCCACGGGAUCUCGAUUGGCUCGAUCGCGUCGGGCAAGUCGGUGACGAACUUCCGUGCGACGGGGAACACGGUCAGCAACAGCAAGUACGGGCUGCGGAUCAAGGUCGAUGCAAACGCAUCCGGUGCAAAGGUAUCUGGUGUGACAUACACUGGCAACACCCUGUCGGGCAUCAGCGACUACGGGAUCCUCAUCUCGCAGAGCUACCCGACCGAGGACGGCACCACUGUCGGGACCGGCGGUCCCAUCUCGAACGUUGCGUUCAACGGCGCGAAGACCACUCUCGCCGUAGACUCUGGGGCAUACUCCGUGGUCGUGAACUGCGGUGCGUGCUCUGGGACCUGGGACUGGUCUGGCCUCGACGUGACUUCGGCUGGCAAAGGCCACAAGCUGUCGGUGAACCAGGCGAAGAUCUCUGGAGGCACUUACUGA
Messenger RNA from Mycena citricolor, 1341 nucleotides. NCBI's taxonomy places the organism in Eukaryota, Fungi, Basidiomycota, Agaricomycetes, Agaricales, Mycenaceae. The record is from the annotation of a GenBank genome assembly.